Molecule: messenger RNA, 900 nt
Organism: Knipowitschia caucasica
Lineage: Eukaryota; Metazoa; Chordata; Actinopteri; Gobiiformes; Gobiidae
Source: the annotation of a GenBank genome assembly
AUGUUGUUCUCAAAAAUACGAUUCUACAACAUCAAAGAUCUGAUCAACCAAGUCAAGAGGCCGCGACGGCAGGAUCUUCCCCCCUCGCCCAGCGCUAGGUCCGCCCCUGCAUGUGGGAAGAAUUAUCAGCUCUGGAUCCAGUUCCGCAAAAACACUGUCCUUUGUGUUGGUCCAGUUUACUCUCUCGGAUUCUCUCGGACUCUCACGGACUCUCACAGACUCUCACAGACUCUCACGGCCUUUUACAGACUCUCACGGACUCCCACGGACUCCCACGGACUCCCACGGACUCUUACGGACUCCCACGGACUCUCUCGGACUCUCACGGACUCCCACGGACUCCCACAGACUCUUAUGGACGCUUGCAGACUCCCACGGACUCCCACGGACUCUCACGGACUCUCUCGGACUCUUACGGACUCUCACGGACUCUCACGGACUCCCACGGACUCUUAUGGACUCUUACAGACUCCCACGGACUCUCACGGACUCUCUCGGACUCUUACGGACUCCCACGGACUCCCACGGACUCCCACGGACUCUUAUGGACGCUUACAGACUCCCACGGACUCUCUCGGACUCUCUCGGACUCCCACGGACUCCCACGGACUCUUAUGGACGCUUACAGACUCCCACGGACUCUCUCGGACUCUCACGGACUCCCACGGACUCCCACGGACUAUCACGAACUCUCACAGACUCUCACAAACUCUCACAGACUCUCUCAGACUCUCACAGACUCUCAUGGACUCUCACAGACGGCCACAGACUCCCACAGAGCCUAACAGACACUCUCAGACUCUGCUCGGUCUUUCCUUGGUCUCUGCUCGGACAGGUCCCUGUUUGGGCAGAAGCAGAAGCGCUGAGGUCAUGGAACAGAUGCUGCAGUCCUGCUCCUGA